Messenger RNA from Meyerozyma guilliermondii ATCC 6260, 3153 nucleotides. RefSeq lists its product as uncharacterized. The record is from RefSeq and is a predicted model, not a curated record. Gene Ontology annotation, biological process: positive regulation of transcription by RNA polymerase II; DNA-templated transcription. Gene Ontology annotation, molecular function: DNA binding; DNA-binding transcription factor activity, RNA polymerase II-specific; zinc ion binding. Gene Ontology annotation, cellular component: nucleus. The coding region runs from base 1 to 3153 and encodes 1050 amino acids. Lineage: Eukaryota; Fungi; Ascomycota; Pichiomycetes; Serinales; Debaryomycetaceae. The transcript has a single exon.
AUGGUAGCCACCGAUAUCAAGAAGCGAAAAAGACCCAGCUAUGUGUGUACCAACUGCAAGAAGAAGAAAAUAAGAUGUGACAAGGACUUACCUUGUGGACAAUGUGUACGCGCUGAAUGUGCUUCAUCGUGUGUGUUUGAAGUCAGCGAAAAUAACCGGAUCGAGAAAAAAUCUCCUCCUAGUAUGCCUUAUAUGGUGUCGGCGAAACGGCCCUUAGAGUUCAAGAAGUCCGAAAAAGUGUCUCGUAACGGAAAUCAAAAUCAAGAAGAAGAAGCUACCUCGGAGCUUGCCAUGCUUAAAAACAAGAUCCGAGAAAUCGAACAAAAACUUCAAAAUAAUGAAGAGAACACACAACAGCCUCUUCCUCAUAUCAGGGAUAGAAACGUCUAUAUUCCUGUUCAAACCAAUGGCAACAGAUCAAACUUUUCGAGUGUGCAACUGCCAUUAAAUUUCAAACGAGACUCUAUGUCGAUUCCCAGUAUCACGUCCUCCGAACCACGAUUUCCCUUUGACAUGUCCAACGGUACCUCGUCAUCGCCCUCUAGCUUUCAACUGCCUGGAAUAUUCGGCAAAGAUCCAUUGGUACAGCUUCCCCCUCUCAAAAGUAAUGCACAUUCAUCCGCCUCGACCUCGAGCUCACACUCCACGUCUGCGACGUCACUCCUGGGGAGCCCUAAAAACCAAAGUGUUUCGUCCAAUUCUCCCAUCAGCGAACCAUGCUAUGUCGAUGUCCAUGCUUUGACCGGCAAAAACCCAUACCGCAACCACAACGAUGUGAUUAAUUUCUACGCCAACUACACAUCAAUACACGAAAAGGACUCUUUGAGAAGAAUCAACUUUGGCCCUUUUGCCUGGGCUACCCUCAUGAGGCGAGAUUUGGGCUUGUCCAUCCUUUGGGACUACAUUGUGGAAACGAAUGAUAAAAAUGCUGCAUCACACAAUACUGCUGUUUUCUCAUCCAACAAAGCCAUUAAUUCCUACGUCAAUUCUAGCGGUAAUAAUCCAGACAUGGCUUUUGAAAAACGUGCACUAGAAGCUGAUGGAUAUGACGAUCUCUUAUCGUAUGAGAGACGAAAACAAAUGAUAGCUAAGAAAAGCAAGAUUAAUCAAAACACAUUACCACUAGGGCUCACCUUCUACGAUGGAAAUCUAGACAGAGAACUUCAGUUGAUAGACAAGAUCAAGAUAAUUUUACCCAAAAAGAAGGUUAUUUGGCUCUUGGUUCGGAGAUUUUUCACCAAACUAUAUCCGUAUUUACCUUAUGUGGACGAGGUAUAUUUUAAAACUGCGAUUUCCAUUAUAAUCGGUGAAUUCUCACUUGAAAAUGAACCAAUAACCAACUUAAGAGUCGAGAAAAGACUCGAUUUGGCGCAUGUCGGUAUCCUUUUAAUAAUGCUACGCUUGUCGUACUUGUCCUUGUUCUCAAACAAAAAUUCAAUUAAUGAACGGAACCUUAAUAGUGAGGCACCUUGUGCCGACAAAGAAGUACAAUAUCUUCUUUCCAAUCCUAUCAAUUUUGAAACUAUCGAUGUGGCACAACUUUGCUUGGACCAAUUUCAACUUCUCAGAAGAGCAAAUGUAACGGUGUUUCAAUUGGCAAUGUUUAUGCGCAUAUAUCACACGUAUGCACCCGAGGACGGCGAUGGAGCAGAUGGAGGCGAUUCACAGGUCAUGACUUCGAUGUUGAUUCAAAUGGGUUACUCUCUCGGCUUUCACCGAGAACCCACAAAAUUCAAAGAUGCUUGCAAUGACAGAAAGAUAAAUCAUCUUGCAAGAAAGAUAUGGCUCUACUUGGUUGUUUCCGAUAUCUACCAAGCACAGUCAUUUGGCAACCCAUUGAACAUUGACCCCAAUUCGUUCGAUACCAAAGUGCCAUGGUACGAAGCGGGAUCAGAAAAUAUCGUUGAUACUAAUCGAGAUAAACUCGUCACAGCAUCUUUCUUUCACUGUGCAAGUGGAACAUUUGCUCUUCGAGAAAUUCUUGAUCGAGUUUUAGAUGUCAAAAAUGGUGUCAAUAUGGCAGAGCUUUGUAAGCUUUUGAGCAAUCAUGAACUGUCAAUGGUAGAGACAUUUGGAACUCUUGAGGAAUGUUUGAAGCCAGAGCAGAUACCGGGUGCUGAAUCAACCUUGAACAUGAAGGUGAAAUUCUAUUUGUCAUUGAAGGCGUUUUACAUUUCAAUUUACUUUCACUUGUAUCAUUUUUAUGAGCAUCGUGAUAUAGAAUUGUGCUAUUUCUAUGUCAAAAAGUUGAUAUUGAUCGCCAUUGGUGAUAUAAUGCCCAACUACUACGCCCUUCUUGGUGAAAAUGAAAGUGUGUUUGCUCUUGUUGUCAAUCCCACAUUGGAGCUGGUUAUUCAUAGAACCAUCGAGAUUCUACUUGCCUGCAUUGUUAGGGUCAAUUUCAAUAUUCACAAUGCAAAGGAUAAUGCAGAUCAUGACAAGAACAUGCAAGUCGAUAAAGCGUACAGACACGCUUUCAAUACAAUGUGCAGACUCUCAUCUGCAAUGACCAGAUGUGCCGAAGUGGCUAUAUCAGCUAUUCUGAAAAUCAGUAAUCGGUAUUAUUACGCCUGGCGGAUAACCAAAUCGCAGACGUAUUUGUUGCAAGCUGUCACGUCCAUUGGUUUCUAUUCAAGUAACUAUCGCAUAGCUCAAGACUAUGGUUUGUGCCUGAUGGCAUUUGGGGUCGAAAUGAUGGAGGAAUUAACCACCAUUUGCGAAUGUACUCUACUGAAGCUCAAGUGCGAGCUGACCAACGACGAAUGCGGCUUCAAUCCCAAGUCGAGUGUAGCAAACGAUAUUGCUCGGUCAGCACAGAAUUCUGACACUUUAGGCUUCCCACCGUUAAUAUCUUCACAUGCGCACCCUACUCCGAUGUGGGAUAAGGAACACACUCCGUAUGAUUUCCGGGUGGAUUAUGUGAACAACCAAGAAGUCGAUAAUUUGUGGCUCAAUAUGUUGGCCUUGAAACAAGAUAGUAACAUCGAUGGAGGUACGCUGCUGUACCAAAAUGCUGAUAACACGUUUGCAGAUGGUAAGAAUGAGGACGAUUCCAAAAAUGCAAGCCGUUGGAACCUUGCUCCCGAGCAGGGCAUUGAAUUUGAUAUUUUCAGAAAUUUGGGAUUUGAUCGUUUAUUUCAGGGGUCGGAAUAA